AUUUUCGAUUUCUCCUGUUCUCACAAUAAGAUAUAUCUUCAGUUUCGCCAUUUGCGUGCUGAAGAAAAUUUACUAUCUUGCAAAUUUUUCCUUUGAAAAAAAGAGCCUCGGAAGUGCAUUUUAGGGGUGAAAUGAAGGAACAAAAGGAGCUCAAAGAUGACCUCCCUCCUCUUGGGAGUGUCUCAUUCUAUUCCUACGAGAAGAAAUUCAAAAUUCUAUCUCUCAUUGUGGCAAUUUAUCAAAGUAUUUUGUCUUUUUGUGUCCUCAUCUUUGUUAUAUUGAGCUUAAAGCAUGCUGUUGAAAUUUUUCAACUCCUUGAGGAUGACAUUAAGGAUGAGAAGGAAAUGAAUGAGAACACCGUAAUGCCCCAUUCAGUAGGAGAUUCCAUCAAUUUGAUUCGCUUCAAGUCUGCUGAAAAAUUGUCCAAGUUAACAUUGGUCGUUCUCUACGUUGUAGCUGCGAUUAUUGUCCCGUACACCUUCAGUUGCAUUGUACUGUUUAUGGGAAUCCUUAAGAAUCGCCGGCAUCUCUUCAUUCCGUAUUUAAUCCUCAAUUUCAUUGUUUAUUUUGUGAUAAUCUCAUAUUUCUUGUAUGAAGGCAUCAACAGCUAUCGCUUUUCCGUAGUCGUUCAAUACUGGUAUAUUGGAUUUAUCAUUGGAGUAUUGGACAUCACUAACUGGUUCAUAGUUCGUCGAUACUACGGCUUUCUGCAGAGGGCAGACAAGUACACAUCUCAGCUUGUGGAGAGUGCUACAGUAAAGAUUCCUUUCCACUACAAAAAGGAGAAUACUUACUUGGGCAAUGGAGGCUAUAAGCACUACUUAACUGAUCCACUCGUAGAUGAACUGAAUAUUACAAUAUAAAAGAAAUGUGUUGACCGCGCGAUACAUUUAACAAAAAUAAUCGUCAUGAUAUUACUACAACUUUUAAUUUAAUUCAAAUACAAUGCAGCAUUUCUUUUAUUCCUAAGCUAAACCCUUGAAGAAAGUCCAUUUGAUUGGCCUAAAAUGUAAAAUUAAACGCUCAUGCAUUGAAUUUAUUAUGAUUUGAAAGGCAAUUGAUUAGCAUUUUGUGAUGUAAUUUUUGUGAUUAAUAGAAAAUGCAGGUGAUCCUUAAAAUUGAUUUUCUUGAAAUGAAAUAAAUUCUUUCCAAAAAUUAACAAAGAAAUUUCAUUUAUAUUGAAAAAUUUUCAGACAUUUUGGAAAGAAUAAAAAACAGAAAACAAUAAGAAAGACCUUUUAAUAACACCUAACGCACAGAUAAUAAUUGGAAGAAAAAAGAAUAAAAUCUAAAGCAAUUUUAGAGAAGAAUUCAAUGUCCUUUUAAUGCAAUCCUCUCCUUGAAUUUAAUUUAAUUAGAACUUAGGAGGAAAAAUGCUGCAUAUUCUCUAUAGCUAUACCUUCCCAAAGUCCCCAAAGUCAUUGUAGAAGAUCUUCCUAUCCAAUGAAUUGUAUCUUCGUGUGGUUAAAUAAAUUUUAAUCCGAAAUAACUUA
This is a messenger RNA of Lutzomyia longipalpis, 1493 nucleotides long. RefSeq lists its product as uncharacterized. The record is from RefSeq and is a predicted model, not a curated record. The transcript has 4 exons. The coding region runs from base 132 to 863 and encodes 243 amino acids. NCBI's taxonomy places the organism in Eukaryota, Metazoa, Arthropoda, Insecta, Diptera, Psychodidae.